CAGGUAGAGAAAAAAAAAAUAUUGCCAAGUAGGGGCAGCUAAGUGGUGCAGUCAGGAGGACCUGAGUUCAAAUCUGAUCUCUGACACUUAACACUAGUGUCACUUAAAAAAAAAAAAGAAAAAGAAAAUAUUGCCAAGUGGUAUUUCUCCAGAAGAAGAUGCUGUAAUCUCAAAUGGGCUAUCGAGUCUAAAGACUUGGCGGUCCUGAUCCCCUCUGUCACCCUGUGCUGGUGACACUUUUGGAAUCAAUUCCUGCCGGAAUUAAGGGUUUCUGAAAUUAGCAGAGGUCCAAUGGGGUGAGGUCUGCCUCGGGUCCCUGGCUCUGAUCAAGGACUUCCUAAAUACCCAGCCCCUCCAAGGAUCCGUUUCCUGGUAGGUUUAAGAAGCUGGCUUUCUAGGUAGGCUAAAUUACCUUCUUCAAGAGCCUGGCUCCAGUAAACCUGGAAGAGGAGGAAGGGGCGGAUGAGGGAAGAAGCUGCGGGCCGAGUGGGAAGGCGAGCCUUGGAGCCAUGUGCAGCAGGCUUGCCUGGGGACCCCUCAUUUCUAUUGGGCUGUCAGGGGAUUCGGGGGAGGUUCUGGUUGGUGCGACCCUAACCCAGGCCAAAUUCGGGACUUUUGGAGGUGGGAGACGUUCUGGGGCUGAACUCGGAGGCUGGGGCGGCGCCAUGUGCAAGCUCCUGGAAUUUGCUAUUCCUACCCCCUCACCCCACCCUCUUUUCUGUCUUGCUCCUCCAGCCUGCGCGCAGGCAGCUGCGGCACGGGAAAAGCUCGGAGUCUUUAAAAUCUCUGCAUGGGGUGGAAGCAAAGCCGGGUUUGUUGAAGGUGGCGGAGCGAAGGCGGAGGAGAAGGCAUGGAGGGACCCUCAAUCUGCCCAAACGAAGCCUAAGACGUCGGCCUAGAGGUAUCCGUGCAGCACUCGCUCUCCCUAGAAAGAUGUGUCUAGGACACGCAGCCCAAAUACGUGUAUGUAACAGAGACUGACAGAGUCGCAGCUCAGUUUCCUUUCCAAAAGGGGAACGUCUCCUUUAAGGAGGGAGCCCUGGGUUACCCUGAGGGGCGGGACACCCUGUGCAAAUUGAGACAGCUGCAGAAGCGGCUCGCGAGCGAUGCUCUUCUUCACUUUCUGCUCCAGCUCCCGCCGCCGCUGCUUCUCUUUCCCCACCUCCUCCUCUUCCUCCUCCUCUUCUUUCUCUUCCUCCUCCUCUUCCUUCUCCUCCUCCUCCUCUCCUCCUCCUCCUGCAGCUUGCUCCGGAGCUUUUGUUUUCCGGCGCCGAGGAAAGAGCUGCUAUGUCCGGAAAGUUCCCAGAGGGAUCGGCUCAGGCCACGCUACUUGGGCUCCGCUGGGAUUCCCCGGGCUUUGUCCUUUGUCCGAGUUAGACAAACUGCUGUGGAAGAUGGAAUGCCUCUGUUUCCAAGUGUGUAUUUCCAACCCGACUAAAUGGAACCUGCUGAUUUGUGAUGAAAUAUUUCAAGCAUCCCUGUGUCUUGGGUUGAACAUUCCAACCUUCUGAAUCAAAUCAUGGUCUUCUCAGCAAUGCUGACAGCUGCCCGUCGAGGGACAGCAAACACAACUUUUGUUAUCUAUGAAAAUGCCUAUAUUAAUUUUACCACACCUCAGACUGCCCUUCCUGGUGGCAUAGAUUCACCCCUGAGACAUGGUUCUGAUACCAUGACCACAACUGAGAUCAAUUCUCUGACAGUGAAUAGUACAUCAGCCUCUUCAACGUCAGAAGCUUUUAAGAGCCUGAGCUUGCCUCUGCAGAUCAUUCUUUCUGCUAUAAUGAUAUUUAUUUUGCUGGUUUCUUUUCUUGGAAACUUUGUUGUCUGCCUUAUGGUGUACCAGAAGGCUGCCAUGCGUUCUGCAAUUAACAUCCUUCUUGCCAGCUUGGCAUUUGCGGACAUGUUGCUCGCAGUGCUGAAUAUGCCCUUUGCUUUGGUGACUAUUCUCACAACUCACUGGAUUUUUGGGAAAGUCUUCUGCAGGGUGUCGGCUAUGUUCUUCUGGCUCUUUGUUAUUGAGGGAGUUGCUAUCCUUCUUAUAAUCAGCAUCGACAGAUUCCUGAUUAUAGUUCAGAGGCAGGAUAAGCUGAACCCAUAUCGCGCCAAGAUGCUUAUUGCUAUUUCUUGGGCCACUUCUUUUUGUGUGGCAUUCCCUUUGGCCGUGGGCAACCCCGAGCUGCAGAUGCCUUCCAGAGCUCCUCAGUGUGUGUUUGGCUACACCACCGACCCUGGGUACCAAGCCUACGUCAUAUUGAUCGUUCUCAUUUCUUUCUUUAUUCCUUUCCUGAUGAUGCUGUAUUCUUUUAUGGGCAUCCUCAAUACUGUUCGGCACAAUGCAGUACGAAUUCAUAGUUAUCCUGAGGGCAUAUGCCUCAGUCAAGCCAGCAAGCUGGGUCUCAUGAGUCUGCAAAGACCCUUCCAGAUGAGCAUCGACAUGAGCUUUAAGACACGUGCCUUCACCACCAUCUUGAUUCUUUUUGUUGUCUUCAUCAUCUGCUGGGCCCCAUUCACUACCUAUAGUCUCGUGGCCACCUUUAAUAGCCACUUCUAUUACAAGCACAACUUCUUUGAGAUCAGCACCUGGUUACUCUGGCUCUGCUACCUCAAAUCUGCUUUAAACCCACUGAUUUACUACUGGAGAAUCAAGAAAUUUCAUGAUGCCUGCCUAGACUUAAUGCCCAAGUCCUUCAAAUUUUUGCCACAGCUCCCGGGCCAUACAAAACGGCGCAUUCGCCCCAGUGCUGUUUAUGUGUGUGCAGAGCACCGAACAGUAGUGUGAAACAAAAACAAUUGCAUGUUUACAUAUGGGUGGUAGUUUUUUUCCACCUUUUGACAGAUUUUUUUAAAAUAUGAUUUCCUUAUCUUACACACACACAUA
Molecule: messenger RNA, 2878 nt
Organism: Antechinus flavipes (yellow-footed antechinus)
Lineage: Eukaryota; Metazoa; Chordata; Mammalia; Dasyuromorphia; Dasyuridae
Gene: GPR63
Product: G protein-coupled receptor 63
Exons: 2
Coding region: 1520-2779 (419 amino acids)
Biological process (GO): G protein-coupled receptor signaling pathway
Cellular component (GO): membrane
Molecular function (GO): G protein-coupled receptor activity
Source: RefSeq, a predicted model, not a curated record